AUGGAAAAAAAACAUGUCACUGUGCAAAUACAAAGUGCUCCCCCCUCCUAUAUCAAAUUGGAAGCAAAUGAAAAAUUCGUAUAUAUUACAAGUACAAUGAACGGCUUAUCUUAUCAAAUUGCGGCUAUAGUUUCAUACCCAGAAAAGAGAAAUUCAUCAACUGCAAAUAAAGAAGAUGGUAAAUUACUGUGCAAGGAAAAUAAACUAGCAUUGUUACUACACGGAAGUCAAUCUCACAAGAACGCUAUUUAUCAAACUUUACUAGCAAAAAGGCUGGCCGAAUUCGGAUAUUGGGUACUAAGAAUAGAUUUUAGGGGCCAAGGUGAUUCCUCAGAUAACUGCGACCCUGGCCUUGGUAGGACGCUCGCUCAGGAUCUUGAAGAUUUGAGUACAGUAUACCAAACAGUAUCUGACAGGUCUCUUAGGGUGCAAUUGUACAAAACUAGUACAAUAUCACUGGACGUGGUUGUGGCACAUUCUAGAGGAUCUCUUGCCAUGUUCAAAUUCUGUCUAAAAUUACAUGCAGCUGAAUCUCCAUUACCGUCUCACCUGAUCAAUUGCGCUGGAAGAUAUGAUGGGAGAGGACUUAUUGAACGCUGCACACGACUGCACCCGCAUUGGCAAGCAGAAGGUGGGUUUUGGGCGAAUGGUCCACGAAAUGGCGAAUACAAAGACUUUUGGAUACCAUUAAGUGAGACUUAUAGUAUCGCUGGCGUUUGCGUUCCGGAAUUUGCCACGAUACCACAAACUUGUUCAGUAAUGUCCUGCUAUGGCAUGUGUGAUCACAUAGUGCCAAUUAGCGCAGCCUCAAAUUAUGCAAGGCUUUUCGAGGGCAGACAUUCAUUGAAACUUAUUGAAAAUGCGGACCACAAUUAUUAUGGCAUUGAAGGUGAUCCCAACGCGCUAGGCUUACCGAUAAGGAGGGGUAGAGUCAACUACUCACCACUAGUAGUUGAUCUAAUUAUGGAAUACCUGCAAGAUACAUAG
This is a messenger RNA of Saccharomyces cerevisiae S288C, 987 nucleotides long. RefSeq lists its product as uncharacterized. The transcript has a single exon. The record is from RefSeq and is marked reviewed. Bases 1 to 987 code for a protein of 328 amino acids. Lineage: Eukaryota; Fungi; Ascomycota; Saccharomycetes; Saccharomycetales; Saccharomycetaceae.